AUGCGUCCGCAGCGUUCCUUCAACGGCCGGCGCUGGCAGAUCUUGGUCCUUUCCGUGCUGGCAUGCCGGCAUGCGCUGCUGGCUGCACCGCCCCUCAGGACUUUCAGUUCGAUACAGAGACGUGCGGAAGGCGGAGAUGCCAACCGCAAAGAGGAGAAGCGCGGCUACCAAUUUGGUGAUCUCUUCAUCAACAAGCUGACUGGCAAGGACAAGUACGAGUUCGGUGACUUGUCCAAAUUCGUCGGCGGCAAGCUGCAGGAAGCCGUUGGCAACUUUACAGGGAAGGACAGCUACGAAUUCGGUGACAUCACCAGGUCCCUCGAUGCCAAGGCCAAAGCCGAAGUGUGCAAAGUCACCGGCAAGGACGUCUACGAGCUCGGCGACUUGAGCAAGUACCUGGAUGCUCAAGCGAAGCAACAGGUUGCCGAGCUCACGGGCAAACCCUCUUACGAGUUCGGAGACAUCUCGCGGGAGAUCGCCAGGCGAGUACAAGACUCGGAGGUGGUUGAUGAAGAGGACCUGCGCCUUCUGCUUCAGACAGUGGUCGCAAUCGGAGUUGGGUUGACGCCGGUGGCGCACCUUCUCCCAGUGCAGGUGAUCCUGAACCUGUACACCAGUAGCGUGGAGUUCGAGCUCGGCAAUCGUGCGGUGUCCAAGCUCACGGGGGCCCUCGCGCAGGAGCUCGACCGCAGAGCCAAAGGCGUUCUGCUGGGCCAAGGGAAUGAGAACUACGUCCUGGGCGACUUGACGAAAGCCCAGAUCCAGCGCAGCGUGUCAUCUUUAACUGGGAAGGACAGCUACGAGUUUGGCGACAUCAGCCGUGCACUGGUGCGCUGCUUGCACAGCAAAUAA
Messenger RNA from Symbiodinium natans, 852 nucleotides. The record is from the annotation of a GenBank genome assembly. Lineage: Eukaryota; Dinophyceae; Suessiales; Symbiodiniaceae.